Molecule: messenger RNA, 942 nt
Organism: Saccharomyces paradoxus
Lineage: Eukaryota; Fungi; Ascomycota; Saccharomycetes; Saccharomycetales; Saccharomycetaceae
Gene: KTI12
Product: Kti12p
Exons: 1
Coding region: 1-942 (313 amino acids)
Source: RefSeq, a predicted model, not a curated record
AUGCCACUGGUGCUUUUUACAGGAUACCCAUGUAGUGGUAAAACGACGCUUGCCAACCAUUUAGUGCAACUACUAAAAUCCAGAAUCGAUGCGACCCCAUCAUUAAGUAAAUAUUCCAUAACUUAUCAUUCAGACGAAUCUCUGGGCAUAAAACAUUCAGAUUAUAUAACUUCGCAAGAUGAAAGAAAAUUGAGGUCGGAGAUCAUCUCCGCUGUGAAAAGAGAUCUAUCCAGAAACAAGAUAGUCAUUGUAGAUUCGUUGAACUAUAUUAAGGGUUUCCGGUAUCAACUUCACUGCGAGGUGAAAAAUUUGUCUACCACAUUUUGUGUAAUUCAAACUUUGUGUCCACCAGAGACUAUUUUUGAGUGGAAUAAGACUUCAAACCCGAACCCUUGGGAAACCGAAUUAUUGAACCAAUUGAUUCAACGAUACGAAGAGCCUAACUCAAACAACCGAUGGGAUUCUCCACUCUUUGCUAUUCUUACUCCUCAGGACAGCAUAACUGACUACAUUGACGAUAUUUGUAAAGUGGUCUUCCAGACUUCCAAAUCGGCCAAAAGCAGUGGGCACAAUGAUCCAUUGAGCAAGGGUUUACAAAAACCAAAUUCAGCCACCGUACUUAAACCUGCAUCCCAGUCCAACUUCAUCCAGGUUCUCGACGUCGAAACUAGCAAGAUAAUAAAAACCAUAAUGAACCAUAUCAAGAGUUUGACCUCUAUUGGAGGGGUAAGUAACGGAACAAGAGUCAUUGUUUCCGAAGGCAUUACCGAUAUUAAUGAUGAUGGUUGCUUUUUCGUAGACCUACCUAUUGGUAACGUCGUCACUUUAGCGCAAUUGCAAAGGUUGAAGAGACAAUUUAUUAACUUUAACAAACUAAGAGAUAUAGAUCAGGGUAGAAUCGGUCCCCUUUUCGCUGACUAUCUGAACAAAAAUUUGAAUUGA